Hypanus sabinus (Atlantic stingray) is the source of this 2142-nucleotide messenger RNA. Its product is annotated as NACHT, LRR and PYD domains-containing protein 3-like. Gene Ontology annotation, cellular component: cytoplasm. NCBI's taxonomy places the organism in Eukaryota, Metazoa, Chordata, Chondrichthyes, Myliobatiformes, Dasyatidae. Bases 244 to 2007 code for a protein of 587 amino acids. The record is from RefSeq and is a predicted model, not a curated record. The transcript is spliced from 6 exons.
UUUUACCGCAGAUCUGCCUUGUUUCCGAGGCUCCGCCCCCAGCUCUGAUGACAUAAAUUACAGUCCUGACUUUCCUUCAGUUCUGUGUUGAAGCGGGUCGGCGGCGGCGGCGGAUCGUCUGUAGGAUCCGGAUUAGGAGACGACCAUCACCCCCAGAGUCGGGAAUCCGGGGGAGGGUUCACUGUCCGGGCGUGAAAACAAGUUCUCAUCGAGCAGCAAAAACUGAAAACUCUUGUCCACAAAAUGGAUCAAGGUUCAAGCAGUGGAGGAGUUCCAGUGGCGUCAGGAUCGGGAAAGGACACGGUUCCGAGCACAGCAAUCACCGAGCUCCUGGCAAGCUGGAAUGACUUCCAGCUGCUGCAGUUAACAGACUUCUACCGGGACAGGCUGGAGCAGGCGAUGGAAGGAGGGGUGAACGGAGUGAGCCUGGCGUUAACGGCCGAGAAUCAGUUCAGCGGAGAGGAACAUCGGAAAAUCUCUGAUCUCGCUGAUAAGGGAGAGCGGGCGGACAGUUCUAAACUCCUCCUGAGCCUGGUGAUGAAAGUCUCCCGCGCCCCGAGGGUGAUGUGGGAAACCUUUGUGAAAAUGCGUAUUGGUGUCCCAAAGUUUGACAAAAUACUGAAAGAAAUACAGGAACAUGGUUGUGUUCCGGUCCAUCGACCCGUACCGGAGAUUCGCAGGGAGCUGAAAGAUGUACAACAGAAACACAAGGAGACUCUGCGGGCACAAACUGAAACACUGAGAGUGAACACGAUCCUGAUGAGGGAGAAGGUGAAGGUUUUCCAGCUGGUUGAUCGAUACGCUGAGCUCACGGUCAUUUCUACUGUUCGAGAUCGGAGACUGGUGGAACAUGAGCUGCUGGCAAGAGGCAGAGACCACGAGGAGUGGAGAGAAAAACAUCUCCGUGGAAUGCUGGAAAAAAUCCGGUCUGAUCAGCUGUUCCAGAGCAGCUUUUCCCGGAGUAAAUCCAAAUCUGGGAGUUCGGCAGCAGUGGCCGGAGUCCCGGGGAUCGGGAAAACAACAAUGGUACAAAAGAUUGUUUACGACUGGGCCACGGAGAAAAUAUACCAACAGUUCCAGUUUGUCUUCAGUUUCAAAUUCCGCGAUUUAAACUCCAUUAACUGCAGAAUAAACCUGAAGGAACUGAUUCUGGAUCAGUAUCCUUACUUUGGGAAUAUCCUGAGAGAGGUCUGGAAGAACCCAGAGGGAUCGCUGUUUAUAUUCGAUGGUUUGGAUGAAUUCAAUGACACAAUUGAUUUUGCUGACAGUCAGAAAGACACAGAACCUCAGUGCACAGAUCCUGAAUUCAAGUGCAAGGUGUCUGACAUUGUGUACAGUCUAAUCCAGGGCAAGCUGCUCCCAGGGUGUUCAGUGCUGGUGACCACCCGUCCCACUGAGUUACAUUUAUUGGAGAAGGCGGCUAUCAGUGUCUGGGCUGAAAUCCUGGGAUUUGUUGGUGAGGAACGGAAGGAAUACUUCAUCAGACAUUUUGAAGAUCAGACGGUGGCAGAAGCUGUUUUCAAACACGUGGAGGAGAAUGAGAUCCUGUACACCAUGAGCUACAACCCCUCCUACUGCUGGAUCCUGGCCCUGGCACUGUGCCCCUUCUUCACACAAAGAGUCAGGGACCCGCAGCGAGUUCCCAAGACCAUCACCCAACUGUACUCCUACUAUAUUUACAACAUCCUGAAAAAUCACGGCCGUGAGAUUGAGAACCCCCGUGAUGUGUUACUCAGAGUUGGUCAGAUGGCCUUCAGAGGAGUGUCCGAGAAGGAGAUUGUGUUUACAGAUGGAGAUCAACUACAAUCUGCAGCCUUCCCAGUUCCUGUCCGGGUUCCUGAUGGAGCUUUUGGAGAGAGAGGAUUCUGUCCUGAGUGUGGUGUACACAUUCCCACACCUCACCAUCCAAGAGUUUGUAGCUGCAGUCGCACAAUUCCUGAAUCCACAUCCAGGGGAUAUCCUGAAAUUCCUCACUGGAGUCCACAGCACGACAGAUGGGCGGUUUGAGGUAUUUCUACGUUUUGUUGCUGGUCUCUCCAACCCAAUGACAGCUCGGGGCCUGGAGGAGUUUCUGGGUCCAUUUCCCAAUGAAACAACCUGUCGGGUGAUUGACUGGGUGAAGGAGGAGGUUAAACGCCAGAG